GGAGUUUGAUAGGGACAGAAUGAAACACUUUGCUCGUGUUUUUAGUGAUAGUAACAAACAAGUUAUCAUCAUGUCCACAUCUAUUAAUUUUGGAAUCUGAAUUAGGACAAAAUUGGAGAUUAUACAAGAGCUAAACCAGAUUAAAACUAUGACAGCUCUAGAAGACAACGCCAUUUAGAGAGAGCCACAUUCUUUCACAAUGGUGCACCUAAGAAAAACCAUUCACAAGACCAAAAGUUUCUUUAACAAAAGGCUAAAAAACUUCAGGUCUUUUUUCUCUGGAGGGUACCAAAAACUUCCAAGAUCUCUUUCCUUCAAUUUCCUUUGUAAUAUGGACAAUGCAAAAGCUUACUCAAGUGACCAAUUCUACAAUGAGUUCUAUGAUAUCUUGCAAUCUGAUCUCAGCACAAUGAAGAUGUUUGGUAAAGGAAAAGAGCCUGCAAUGGAAGAUGCUGCAAGAAGUGGAAACUUCGUGUGUUUUUCGAAACGAAGUCCACAAAAAAGCGCUUAUGAAGGUAGCGUACAAUCACAACUGAGGAAAAAGGAGGAUCUGAAUUCACAAAACACGAAUAAGGGAGCACAUGUGUUAGCACAGAAGAUGAAGAAAAUGGAUAUGAUGGAAUCAGGUGAUCUUGAACAUGUGCUAGACAUAGAAGAAGCACUUCACUACUAUUCUCGCCUUAAAAGUCCAGUUUAUCUCGAUAUUGUGGACAGGUUUUUCAUCGACAUAAACUCAGACUUUACUUUUCCACAGCCUUCUGCCAGCUUCAAAAGCUCAAAGGAAAGACUUGGUCCAGUUCAGUUACAUAAAAGAUAAAUAAUUUAAUCUCAAUGCAAAGCAUGUUCUAGUGUAUAGGAAAAACCAAUUCUACAUCACUAUUUUGUGCCUCUUAUUUUCAUUUCCUCUAGUUUUCUGUACUAUUUACUUUAUUUGGUUUUGUUCCCAUUGUUUAAAGCUUUCUUAUUUAUUUUUUUCCACUGGUUAGAGCUUUAUGUUUUCUACAAUAUAUUGAUCUCUA
This is a messenger RNA of Medicago truncatula (barrel medic), 1019 nucleotides long. RefSeq lists its product as uncharacterized. The coding region runs from base 200 to 817 and encodes 205 amino acids. The transcript has a single exon. NCBI's taxonomy places the organism in Eukaryota, Viridiplantae, Streptophyta, Magnoliopsida, Fabales, Fabaceae. The record is from RefSeq and is a predicted model, not a curated record.